Molecule: messenger RNA, 1954 nt
Organism: Hyposmocoma kahamanoa
Lineage: Eukaryota; Metazoa; Arthropoda; Insecta; Lepidoptera; Cosmopterigidae
Product: CWF19-like protein 2 homolog
Exons: 5
Coding region: 19-1863 (614 amino acids)
Biological process (GO): mRNA splicing, via spliceosome
Cellular component (GO): post-mRNA release spliceosomal complex
Source: RefSeq, a predicted model, not a curated record
UACUGUUCGUGAUUUACCAUGAUGAAGGAAAAAAGUAAGCAUAGAAAACACAAACUGGAAAAAGAUUCUCGCCAAAAGAAACGUAAACAUCGGAACUCCUCAAGCUCGAGCACUUCAGAGUCGGAUGAAUGGGUAGAAAAGGAAAUAGAAAAACGACCACCACCCUUAACUGUACGCGAAGAUUGGAUGUCGAUGACAGGCAUGCUGAAGACCUACACAAAGGACGAUAUCAAACCUAAACGGGGAGUAGAAGACAAAAAACACAUAGAUUCAUAUAAUCCAGGUACAAGUAGUAGAGAACUUAACCCUUACUGGAAAAACGGAGGCACAGGCGUCCCCGAAACUGCAGAGAAUUUUAGAAAACGAGCAUUUGUAAAACCAUCAAACCAAGACGAUUUUUACAAAAAACCAUCAGGUUCUAGAGAGAGUAGCUGUUUCAGUAGUGACAGAGAUGGUAGAAAAUCAUCGAGGCAUGAUAGGCAUUCUGACAGAGAAUUCACAAGUAGGGGUAGGCAUGAGGACGAAGCCUACAAUCAUGAAAGAUCAUGGAACUGGAAACAGAGUUCUGAGAAACCGAAAGAGAAGGAAGAACAACCAAGACAAGAAACAAGACAUACAUCACUGGAUGCAGGACCAAGUAAAUCUAUUGAGGCAGAUAAACCAAAAGACACAAAGUAUCUCAGUGAUGAGAAAAUGAACAAACUUGGAGCUAAAAUUGUUAAAGCAGAAAUUUUGGGUGAUACUAAGCUUGUUGAAGAACUGAAAGCAAAAUUAGAAGCUGCCAGAAAAUACAGGAAGCAGAAUCCAGAUGCCAGCAAAGAGGAAGAAGGUGUAAUGUUGAUAGCUACAAACAGUGCUGGGAGCAGUAUGCCACUGACUAAGAGAGAAAGAGGUGAUCCUAGAAGUAAAGGAGGAAAAAGGAAAGUAGAUACACAUAUGGACGGCCAAAGAGCUAAAUACUUUGGUAAUGAUGAUAAAUAUAAUCUAUCACAAAUGUUUCAGCAAGAGAAAUAUGGCAACAACUAUGAUGAUGAAGCUGAACUGGCAAGAGUUGCAGCUAAAAGCAAAAAUCCAAAUGAUGAUCUUGAAGAUAUAUUUGUUGAUGAAAUAUCUAAAAACAAAAACGAUGCUAAGGAUCAAGAAUUACAAAGACAACGGGCAAUCAAUCAACAUAUUAACAUGGAGAAAUCUUUAGAAGGAUGUGAAUACUGUGUUGAUUCAAGAAAUAUGUUGAAACAUUUGAUGGUAACUUGUGGUAAUAAAGUUUACCUGGGUCUCCCAGCCAAACAGUCCCUUGUAAAAGGGCAUUGUAUUAUAACCACUGUACAACAUGCUACAAGUGUUACCACAAUUGAUGAAGAUGUCUGGGAAGAAAUUUUGACUUUUAGGAAAGCCCUAACACAGUUCUUCAACACCCAACAUCAAGAUGUAUUGUUUUUUGAAACUGCUAUAAGGUUACACAAAUUUCCACAUAUGGUAAUAAACUGUAUACCAAUGCCCAGAGAUGUUGGUGAUGUGGCAGCCAUAUACUUCAAGAAAGCUCUUCUUGAGUGUGAGGCUGAAUGGUCUAUGAAUAAGAAAGUUGUAGAAUUGAAGGGAAAAAAUAUUAGGAAGGGUAUACCUAAAGGUUUACCUUACUUUUGGAUUGACUUUGGAAUGGAGCCUGGAUUUGCCCAUGUCAUAGAAGACCAACAACUGUUUCCCACAAAUUUUGCUGAGGAAGUAAUUGGUGGUAUAUUAGACUUAGAUCACCAAUUAUGGAAGAACCCUCGGAAAGAAUAUGGAGAUUUACAGAGAAAGAAAGUUAUAGAAUUUAUAAAAGAGUGGAAAUCAUUUGAAGGUCUUGUGAAGAGCAAGGAUUGACUCCAGGCACUAUUAUGUAUACUUCAGUCUUCUAAAUUUAUUCUGUUAAAUAGAUAUCUGUUUACAUUAUUAAGAAAUAAAAUUGGUUUCG